AAAAUAAUAGUGGGACCCACAUGUAGCAUAUUUCAUUUGACCAAAUUUCUCUCUCCCAUUGAAUUUCCCAACCAGGGUUAGUUAUAAUAAGAUUCCAAGUUAGAUGCCAACACAUCACACGUGUGGGAGGGGGCAAGAAACGAGUCAGGGGGCAUGGCAGGGAGUGAGGGUUGGUCCAAUGGUCCCUCUCUCUGUUGCUGUUGGGUAUGUUCCUCUGUUUCAUCUCAUAUAAGAGAAAGCAAACACACACCUUAGCUAAAGAGAAUUUGCAGAGCCUUCAGAUUUAGCAUUAUUCUUCUUAUUCCUUUUUUUUAAUAUUUUUAUUUUCUCGUACCAUUCAUUCCUUCUUCCUCUUCUUGUCUCUUAACCCAAAAAAAAAAAAAUGCGUGGCUCUUUACAACCCUUGGAUUUAGGGAUUCAGAUUCCCUACCACUUCAGGUGUCCAAUCUCUCUUGAGCUUAUGACAGACCCUGUUACCGUCUCCACCGGUCAAACUUACGACCGUAACAGCAUCGAGUCAUGGGUGAACACCGGCAACACCACGUGUCCGGUCACUAGGGCUAAUCUCACCGAUUUCACGUUCAUCCCUAAUCACACUCUUCGCCGUUUGAUUCAAGAAUGGUGCGUCGCAAACCGCGCUUUUGGUGUUCAGCGUAUUCCUACUCCCAAACAGCCAGCAGAUUCUGCACUGGUUCGUUCUUUGCUUAACCAGUGUUCUUCCCAUUCUGCCCCUACUCAAAUGAGGCUUAACUCGCUUCGUCGACUCAGGUCACUCGCUCGUGACUCGGAUUAUAACCGUUCUCUGAUUGGUUCUCUCAAUGUUCGUCAUGUUUUGUUACCUAUUGUUUUCGACUACAACGGUUUAGAUGAGAUGAAAUAUGAGUCACUCGGUUUGCUUGUUCUUUUCCCACUCAGUGAGUCGGAAUGCAGUUCAGUUGCUUCCGAUUCGGAUAAGAUUAACUACCUAACGAGUCUUCUUUCUCAUUCUUUGUUUGAUGUCCGAGUCAACUCGGCGGCGCUCAUUGAGAUCAUCGUCGCGGGAACUCACUCGGCGGAGAUUAGAUCUCAGGUGAGCAAUGUCGACGGGAUCUACGACGGCGUGAUUGAGAUACUCAAAAAUCCGAUCUCGUAUCCGCGCGCGCUUAAGAUUGGAAUCAAGGCGUUGUUCGCGCUCUGCCUUGUGAAACAGACGCGUCACCGUGCUGUGGCUGCCGGUGCGCCUGCGGUACUUGUUGAUAGGCUCGCUGAUUUCGAGAAGUGUGACGCGGAGAGAGCUUUAGCGACGGUGGAGCUGUUGUGCCGUGUUCCGGAUGGUUGCGCGGCUUUCGCUAGUCAUGCGCUUACGGUGCCGAUGCUUGUGAAGAUAAUACUCAAGAUUUCGGAUCGUGCGACGGAGUACGCUGCCGGAGCGUUAAUGGCGCUGUGUUCGGAAUCGGAACGGUGUCAGAGAGAAGCGGUUACGGCAGGGGUUUUGACCCAGCUUUUACUUCUGGUACAGAGUGAUUGCACGGAGAGAGCGAAGAGGAAGGCGCAACUGUUGCUGAAAUUACUUCGGGAUUCGUGGCCUCAAGAUUCCGUCGGAAAUUCCAACGAUUUUGCAUGCAGUCAUUUUGACUGAUUUUUUUUUUUUUUUAAUUAUUGUAAUAUCUCAAUUUUAGAAAAUUAUUUAGAUUUGAUUACAAAAAUAGAGAAAAAAAUGGACAUAAUUGUGAAGUUCAGCUUAGGAUCUUUUUAUUUAGACGGAAAAAUAGAAUUUAAAUUCUGUAUUUUAUUAA
Messenger RNA from Lathyrus oleraceus (garden pea), 1775 nucleotides. RefSeq names its product U-box domain-containing protein 26. Gene Ontology annotation, molecular function: ubiquitin protein ligase activity. Bases 383 to 1618 code for a protein of 411 amino acids. The record is from RefSeq and is a predicted model, not a curated record. NCBI's taxonomy places the organism in Eukaryota, Viridiplantae, Streptophyta, Magnoliopsida, Fabales, Fabaceae. Gene Ontology annotation, biological process: protein ubiquitination. The transcript has a single exon.